This is a messenger RNA of Arabidopsis thaliana (thale cress), 1095 nucleotides long. Its product is annotated as NAD(P)-binding Rossmann-fold superfamily protein. The record is from RefSeq and is marked reviewed. NCBI's taxonomy places the organism in Eukaryota, Viridiplantae, Streptophyta, Magnoliopsida, Brassicales, Brassicaceae. The transcript is spliced from 7 exons. The coding region runs from base 1 to 1095 and encodes 364 amino acids.
AUGAAGAAGAAUGAUGGUUUAGGGUGGAUUCAGUGGAUGAGAGGAUGGUUUAAUGUUGUGCAAGAGAUUCUUUUGCAGAGAAUAAUGGCUUCUCACUUACAAAUUCCAUUUCAUCUUCCUCCUUUAAACCACUUAACUUGUAUUGUCACUGGCUCAACUAGUGGCAUUGGCUCCGAGACCGCUAGGCAACUUGCAGAGGCUGGUGCUCAUGUUGUUAUGGCGGUUAGGAACAUAAAAGCAGCUCAUGAGCUGAUUCAACAAUGGCAGACCAAGUGGUCUGCUAGUGGUGAGGGACUCCCACUUAAUAUUCAGGCAAUGGAACUUGACCUUCUCUCUUUAGAUUCCGUCGUCAGAUUUAGCAAUGCGUGGAAUGCACGGCUAGCCCCUUUGCAUGUUCUGAUUAAUAAUGCCGGCAUGUUUGCUAUGGGAGGGGCACAAAAAUUCUCAGAAGAUGGAUAUGAACAGCACAUGCAAGUGAACCAUUUAGCUCCAGCUCUGCUUUCACUACUCCUUUUGCCUUCGCUUAUCCGAGCUUCCCGGAGUCGAAUCAUUAAUGUUAAUUCUGUUAUGCAUUAUGUUGGUUUUGUUGAUCCAAAUGAUAUGAAUUUUGUUUCUGGUAAACGAAAGUUUUCAAGCUUGAGCGCAUAUUCUAGCAGCAAACUCGCUCAGGUUAUGUUUAACAAUGUUCUUUUAAAAAAACUGCCUUUGGAAACCGGCAUUAGCGUCGUUUGUUUAUCUCCUGGUGUUGUCCAAACUAACAUUACAAGAGAUCUUCCAAGAUUGGUCCAAGAUCUUUACUCAGCCUUGCCUUAUUUCAUCUUUUCACCACAAGAAGGUUGUAGAAGCUCGCUUUUCUCGGCGACAGAUCCUCAGAUUCCAAACCAUUACCAAAAGCUAAAAACCAAUGAGAAAUCUGUUUGCACAUUAUUCAUAUCUCUAAAUUGCAAACUCACGAAUUGUUCUGAAGAAGCUCAAAACGUUGAAACAGCUAACAGAGUUUGGGAAAAGACAUUAGAGUUGAUCGGUCUUCCUUCUGAUACAGUGGAAAGGCUUGUGGAGGGAGAAGUGGUCAAGUGUCGUUAUCGAACUCGUUAA